UGCCCACAUUUGACCUCGUAGAGCAUAGCCAGCAAUCAGAAGAAUCAAGGCAGGAACCACGAGAAAAGCUGAACCAUAAUAGAAAUUUUUUCCAACUUGACACGGACAACUGAACGUGUAAGAGGAAAAUAGUUGCUGCCCACAAACAGUCAAAAUCGCUAUCAAAGAGUUGAUGCACGGUUCACUUCUGAGCAGAGAAGACGGAAUACAGUUCAGAUCUGGGCUCAUUGUGGAAGCUCUGACACAGCCAGCUGGUGGCCCUUUCUGAUGGCUAGACUACCAGCUAGGACCAUUUUAUAGGAUAGCACUGGUUUAACUGGUUGUGUCAAGUAACCCAGACAUCCUUGUAUGUUUAAAGGAUUCUAAGACUCUUCUCAUGUACUUUGUGAAUCCUGAGCUAAUAAAUUCACACCAGAUAGUAGCUGGGAGAGAGAGAGAAGGGAUCUCAGUUUUGUUUGAAAAGAGAACUCGGAGUCUCAUCAGGAAUGACCACAGCACACUUGCCAGACAGAGUCCCUCCAUCUUUCAGUGCACCACUUUGCACCACAGAAAAUGUUAAGCAUCAGACAGCAUGGCCUAAGAAGCAAAGCAGAGACACUCUUAUCUCAGUGACAGAUUCUCCAGACAAAGCAUUACAAAACACAGAGAAAUGCAAAGAGCAAAGGUAGCAUAGCACACUCCUGCAUCAAAGCAAGGAAGACCUCGCUAAGACAAAGACCGGAGAGGACUACUGAUGUGCAUCUAAGUCACAGACGGAAGGAAGGCACUGAAGAUCUCCUCACCCACCAGGAGAGAUGUCUCGUCCUGCACACAAAAGGCCAGAAUAUCACAAAAUAAACAAAGACCUUUUUGUGCUCACCUAUGGAGCUCUGGUUGCCCAGCUAUGCAAGGAUUAUGAAAAAGAUGAGGAUGUGAACAAAUACUUGGAUAAAAUGGGUUACAGUAUUGGAACACGGCUGGUGGAAGAUUUUUUGGCUCGAUCCUGUGUGAGAAGAUGCCAUAGUUAUUCAGAAAUUAUCGAUAUAAUUGCCCAGGUUGCUUUCAAGAUGUACUUGGGAACUACACCGAGUGUGACCUGCCACAAUUCAAGCAGAAAUGAAUUUUCCCUGAUUCUACACAAGAAUCCUCUGGCAGAGUUCAUAGAAGAGCUGCCUGCUGGGCGAUCUGCACUGUGCUACUGCAACUUACUCUGUGGGAUCAUUCGAGGAGCCCUGGAGAUGGUUCAUUUAGCGGCUGAUGUUACAUUCUUGCAAGACAGACUAAAAGGUGACAAUGUGACAGAAAUUGGAAUAACAUUUCUGAAAAAGGUGGAUGAUAAAAAAUAUAGACGGAAAAAAUGAAGACUAGCAUGCAGAGAGCCACCCACUGGUUGGCUGUCCAGUGAGUAUUAGCUAAACACACACCCACAGAAGUUCUGUAGUAGCUUCGGCAGGCUUAUAAAUCUUGCUGUGUGUCACACAAUUUUAGCAAUUUCAGAUACAAGUAACUUCUUAUAAAACAGUAAGCAUGAAUUCCACCCACAUAUUCAAUCCCUCCUCAGCCAGUCUAUCCAUUCAGUUACCUGUGACAAUAGGAAAAGAAGAAGAAGCAUCACCUAUACAAGCUGUUAGGGCCUUGGCUCUUUUCAAUAGAAAAAAAAAAUGAAUGAAAUGAUACAGCAUUAGAGAGAGACAGGCUUUAGACAUAGUAUAUAACAGAUAUAUUUGCAACAUCUCUCAUAGACUUUAUUAUGAAUGUGAUUUUAUUUUUUACUUAUUGUCUUUGCUUAUUAUUGGGGCAUAUUGCUUGAAGGUGCAUCUCUGUAAAUUCAAUUGUUAAUUCUGUCCUGGCAGAGAGCUAAAUGCUGGCAGGAUUCUGGUAUUGCCGCUUUUAUGGCUCAUUUCCAAGUUUCCUAAUUUGUAAAUAUUUGUUCUUCCUCAUUUGCCUAAAGCAAUCUAGAAUGUAUCAGAGGUUGUCUUACUGCUGAUUGGCUAUAAUAAAUAUCUGGCAGCCAAUAGCUGGGCAGGAGGUGGGGGAGCGGAACUUCAGAGAGGGGAAUGCUGGGAGAAGGUAUGAGACACAGAGAUCCAGCCAAUUAACUCAGGUGAAGAACCAGAACAGAGAGGAACAGAGAGCUUCCUGCAAUGUGGCAUGUGGUAGGCUAGUUAGUCAGAUUACAUUUAAAGUAGCCUUAGCUAAAAACCUAAACUGUAAAAGAAUAAAAAGCCUCUGUGUCACUAUAUCACUGGCAGAUCCAUGAAAGUUCUGCUGUGGCUUAUAACUUCAACUACUCUCUAGGUAUAACAGAGAGCCCAAUUUAUCUAUCUGGAUGCCAAUUCUGAAGCAUUAAAAUUUAUAUCUGAUUUUAAUUCAUUUAACUUUAAACUUUAAUUUCUUUAAUUUGGAGAUGGCUAGUAUCAACAAAAUAUCAUUAGUACUCAUGAUAUUUGGCUGGUGGAACCCUUGGAGAUCAAAUCCAAGGGUCUUGCAUUUGCACCAGCAUGCCUUAGUUCUCUUGAAUAUGUUCUGGGUCCUGUAGGGUGCCCCUAUUAGACUCUGCCUUCUUUUCUGUCUUGCCAAUGUAGCCAUCAAACCCACCACAUUGAAGGCAGUUUUGCCUGAUAUUCCCAGAGACACUGCAUAUAGAACCGGUGGAGCUACCAAAAUAAGUAUCAUUCCUUGACUUUUACCUCAUCAUCCUGUAUUGAGAGCAGUAUCUUGGUAUUGAAUUUGUGAUAUCGAAGGUGACCCAUAUACUCACAGAACGGCUUUCUUGUAUUUACUGUGUUUCAUUCUGAAGAUGGUGAGACUCUUGAAAGCCACAAAUAUUGUUCCAAAUAUUCCUUCUUCAUCCCUUCUUCUUUCUUUUCUUUCUUCUUUAAUGAUAUGACGUGUUACCCAGUCUGGCACUCAAGUCCUGAUCCUACUGUUUCCACUUUCCAAGUGCCAGGAUUUUGUUAUCUCAGAUAAUAAGUUUUACAUUCCUUUCUGAGUCUUUGAAACCAACUGUAUUUAACCCAGAUCAGUUCAAUGAUCAAUAGAAUUUAAAGGAAAAAUAGAGUCCUUGCAAAAUAAUACAUUUUAAUUAGUGUUGUUUAAUGGUUUCAGUGUUUAAAAUUGGAAGCCAUUAAGCUACACUGAAACAAAUGCCACAAUAGUUACACAGUAAGUAUUUAGUAAUGGUCUUGCAGUUACUGCCACGGGCUGUACAAAUUCAAAGUUGAAGAUUCAGUGAGUUCCUUUCCACUGAUCUGGAAAGCCAGCAAACAACAGAUUAAUCCAUGCCAAGUUGUCCUCACUACCACUGAGGUGACCCAGAGAAGCAAUUAAAGAUGGCGGCACCAGUGUCCCAUUUCAUCCCUGUAGGAAGUUCCAUCGUUUGGGGGAAGGGCAAUGGGAAGUUAUUUGGUAGAGCAACAGGGUUUUAUUGUAUUUCCAUUUCACAAAAACUCUUCAGCCUGGUCCAUAAACGUUUAUUGAAACAGAUUCUUAUUGGAGGAAAAAAAGAAAUAAAAAGGUAAGGAUAUUCCUAUUUGUAGUAAAAUGGAGGAGAGAGUUUGUUAUAGAAAUGUGGAAGGGGGUUGGGGAUUUAGCUCAGCGGUAGAGCGCUUGCCUAGCGAGUGCAAGGCCCUGGGUUCGGUCCCCAGCUCCGAAAAAAAAGAAAAAAAGAAAAAAAAAAGAAAUGUGGAAGAACAUAGCCAGAGGCAGGGACAUCUGGGAGAGCACAAAGUGGGCGUGACUCUGAGCCAUGUGAAGAAGAGUCAACCAGGAGUAUCUACGGAGCAAUCCAGUAACAGUAGAGGGAUGCCACACACUCAUUACACCCAUGUGUGAUCUGAGGAGAAACUCAGUUUUCAUGGAGCCAAUAUGUGUCACAUUAUUAUUGAAAACAGAGCCACAACUACAACAGUGAGAAACAAAAUUUUACUUUUAAAAUAUUUGAAUAUAAAAAGUGUUCUAACAUGGGUAGCACGUACCAGACAGCUGGGCUGCUCUGCAUGUGGAAUCCACAUCAAAGGAGAGAGAGUCCAAGCCAAGUAAAAAGUUCUAAAACCUUCCCUAAAAUAGUUAAGAAAUAGAUGUCAUGGGAUGGUUUCUCGCUUUCUCUAAAACUCAGCCCUGUCUUUCCUCAUUAAAUUCACCACUAUUCAAGAGGAAGGGAGGAAAGAAUGGCCCUCAAAUAGCUAAGGUUCCAGUCAGAUGAAUAGAAGGAGAAUGUGUCCUGGGAACAUGAAAUAAAGUUACCAAAAGCAGUCAUCAGAAGUGUUUGCCAAAAAAUAAAAAAUAAAAAAAUAAGAAGAAGAAGAAAAAGAAAAGAAAAGAAGACUUUUCCCUGGAAAAAAAAUGAAAGAAGUAAAAAAGAAAUAAAUAAAUGAACAAAAAAAAUGAAAGAAGUGUUUUCUACCACAGAAGACUCAAAAUAAUUUGACCAGAAAAAAAUGUUGAAAUGGGUAAUGAGAGGUCUUUAUAUGUGACUAUAUCAACUAAUGCUAGAUUAUAGCAUCUUCAUAAGCAAUCACCUCCCAAUAGCAUCACUAGAUGGGAGCUGAACCAACAACACAUUAGCCUUUUCAGAGGAUGAUUCCUUUCCAAACAGAUAAUAAUAUUGUCCCAAAGUUGUAAAUAUGAAACAAACAAACAAACAAAGCAAACAAAGAAACAAAGGAAAGGGAAGGGAAGAGAAAAAUGAAAAACAAAAAGGAAAAAAAAAAGGAAAAUAACCCCACCCCCAGAGAAAUCUAUACAAAAAUCUGGAGCCAAGAAGUAAAAAUAGCUUAAAGAGAAUUUUAUUACUGGUUUAUGUGGCCAUGCUAAGGGUGGAGUGCAGGACCUUGUACUUGCUAGGCAAGAGUUCUACUACUAUGCUACAUAGUCAGCCAACACAGUGACAAUUGUUACUUCUACAAGAUGCUUAAAAACUGAGAGGCAGAGGCAGGAGGAUCUGAGUUUCACCUAGGACUAGAUGGAUGGAUGGAUAGAUAGAUAGAUAGAUAGAUAGAUAGAUAGAUAGAUAGAUAGAUAGAUAGAUAAAACAAAAUUAAAAGAAGACCCUAAACUGUCAGGAGACACCUCCCAAACUAUAGCUAUAACUAAGCUGUGACUAUCUAUAGCUGCCUAGGCCAUUUUGCAUUUCAGUCAGAAAGAAUUCCAGCUCAAAACAACCUUCUUUCUACCCAACCAACGGGUAAAAAUUGCCUUUUAAGUUUCUCUAAAUACCCAUUGUGUAGAGCCCCUCAGGAAUCAUUCAUUUUGAAUCAAAAUGAAUGGAUGAGGGACAAAGCCCAGGGGCAAUUCUUUACUAAGAAUUAAAUUCACCAAACCCAGACUAUGUCUAUGCAUGCCUGACACAGCUAUUUCCUACCAAAGAUUUGUCCUUUAUAGUCUAAAGUAAAAUGUAUGUAUCAUGGUUGACCAAAGUCUUGAUUUUUCUUGUACCUAACUUUGAAAGGCAAAAAUAUUUGUCCCAAAUUUGGCUUGGAGACAGGUGUAGGGACCGCAUAAUUGGAAACUUCUUCCCAGUUCUGUGAUGGAAACUUUAUAUGGAAAAAGCUGUAAAGAUAAAUAUUUAGACUGAAAAAUGAUAUUGGGGAUUAUAUAAAGCAUCUUGCUUUUUUAAUUGAUAAGGUUAUUGUGAUGCAUGAAAGUCCUUCCUGCAUAUAGUCACUACUUAUGUUGGUCACUGUCGCUAGGCAAAUGGCUCUCUAUUCCCAGUCUUUCUGAAAAAUGGCUGUAUCUUGUUAAUUAUGGUAUGCGGGUAGACUAAUAGUCUGCUGGUUUUGUUUGUUUACUUGUUUGCUUCUAAAAGACAAGGUCUCACUACAUAACUCUGGCUAUCCUAUUGUGGAACUCAGUCUGUAGGCUAGGCUGGCCUCAAACUCAAAGACCAAUGGGCCUGCCUCCAUCUCCUAAGUGCUACAAUUAAACGGGUGCACCGCUACACUCAGUUUGUGCUUUGUUAAGAUGUGUCCCACAGAAAUGUAUUAAAUAAUUUUGGAAAACUAAGACAUUUGUACUUUUCUUCACAUUCAUUCACAGGAGAGUGAAUAAAUGGUAAAGAAGAGCAGAAACAUUAAUGUAGAUAUAUGCACAUGACUAUUCAUUUAUACUAAUUAAAAACAAAAGCAGUCAAAUGUUUAUCAAUACAUUACAAAGGUACAAAAUGGGUUAUGAUACUACUAUUAAAAUAAUGAAUAAUGUCUAAUUCACAGCAUGAUGUGAUGAUUUUUAUGUUAAGUAACUAAGUAAAGCAGAUAAAAAUAUACAUUAUAAACAGAAGAUUUUGCUCUUAGAGCAGGUAGAGCGACACCCAUAAAGCAGAGACUGACGGAGGGAGAUUCUGGGUACAAACCUUGGCCUCCACACUUGCAUGCAUGGAAUCGAAGCAUAUACAUUUCCUCACACACGCAGACACCACAUACAUUCACACAAAAGAAACAACCAGGAAGCAGUUUUGGUGAGAAUGUAAAGAUAUGGGCUCUUACUAGCCUUUGGUAAGAAUGUAAAUGGUGCAUCUGCUGUAAUACACAGCAACAGUAGAAUUGCCUUAUUAUCCAUCUUUUUAAUUUCUGGUUAAAUAUAAAAACAGUUGAAAGCAGUCUUGAAAUGAUCUCUGUGCACCCAUGUUUAUAGCGGCAUUGCUUGUAAUAGUCAAAAUGUAGUUAGUCCAAGAGUCCAUGAUGACUGAUGAUGGCAUGAUGACAUGAUGACAAAUGAGUGUUAAAGGUGUAUCUUUUAAUACACAUGUGGACUUAUCUACAUGGAGCUUUUGCUCAACAUGAAAGGAAGGGUGUUCUGACACAUGCUAGCACAUGGAUGAACCCUGAGGACGUCAGAAGGAGAUGCACCAAGGGAAUGCUGACAGCACUGUGAUUGAAUGUAGUUCUAUUGAAAUGUAUUCUUGAAGAUGGUGAAGAAUAUAAAUCUUAUGUUAUAGACAUUUUACCACAAUGUAAAAACUUAAAAAUAAUGUGCUAUGUAUCCUCAAUAAAAGGUUGGUUAAAUAAACAAGAAGGCAUUUAAGGAGUA
This is a messenger RNA of Rattus norvegicus (Norway rat), 7005 nucleotides long. The record is from RefSeq and is a predicted model, not a curated record. Lineage: Eukaryota; Metazoa; Chordata; Mammalia; Rodentia; Muridae.